This is a messenger RNA of Myotis lucifugus (little brown bat), 1756 nucleotides long. It is a transcript of the gene NOX4, whose product is annotated as NADPH oxidase 4. Bases 32 to 1753 code for a protein of 573 amino acids. The transcript is spliced from 18 exons. NCBI's taxonomy places the organism in Eukaryota, Metazoa, Chordata, Mammalia, Chiroptera, Vespertilionidae. Gene Ontology annotation, biological process: defense response; superoxide anion generation. Gene Ontology annotation, molecular function: superoxide-generating NAD(P)H oxidase activity. Gene Ontology annotation, cellular component: plasma membrane; NADPH oxidase complex. The record is from RefSeq and is a predicted model, not a curated record.
CGGGCGGCGAGCUGGGGCGCAGCGGGGCGGCAUGGCUGUGUCCUGGAGGAGCUGGCUGGACAACGAAGGGGUUAAACACCUCUGCCUGCUGAUCUGGCUGGCCCUGAACGUCCUGCUUUUCUGGAAAACCUUCCUGCAGUAUAACCAAGGGCCAGAGUACCACUACCUCCACCAGAUGUUGGGGCUAGGAUUGUGUCUAAGCAGAGCCUCCGCAUCUGUUCUAAACCUCAACUGCAGCCUCAUCCUGUUACCCAUGUGCCGGACACUCCUUGCUUACCUUCGAGGAUCCCAGAAGGUUCCAAGCAGGAGAACCAGAAGGUUGUUGGAUAAAAGCAGAACAUUCCAUAUCAUCUGUGGUGUUACCAUCUGUAUUUUCUCAGAGUGUUGUCUAUUGGUGCUACAGAAAAUACGUGUGUCUUAUGCUAAGUUUGACCUCCAAGCUGGUAAUGAUUGUUUCCUAGAGGAUCCUAGAAAACUUCUCUUCACAAGUGUUCCUGGCCUGACAGGCGUCUUUAUGGUAUUGGUGCUGUUCCUGAUGAUUACAGCUUCUACAUAUGCUAUCCGAGUUUCUAACUAUGACAUCUUCUGGUACACUCAUAAUCUCUUCUUUGUCUUCUACAUGCUGCUGAUGUUGCAUGUUUCAGGAGGGUUGUUGAAGUAUCAAACCAAUAUAGAUACGCACCCUCCAGGCUGCAUCAAUCUUAAUGGAACCCGGUACCGGAAUACUCACUUACCUGAAAAUCUCUCAGAACAUUUUCAUGAAUCUUUUCCUGGAGGGUUUUCAAAACCAGAUGAGGUUACCCGGAACACAUCUGUGAAGAUUUGUCAGGAAGAGCCCAGGUUUCAAGCUAACUUUCCACAGACUUGGCUUUGGAUUUCUGGACCUUUGUGCCUGUAUUGUGCUGAAAGGCUUUACAGGUGCAUCCGGAGUAAUAAGCCAGUCACCAUCACCUCCGUUAUCAGUCACCCUUCAGAUGUUAUGGAAAUUCGAAUGGUCAAAGAAAAUUUUAAAGCAAGACCUGGCCAGUAUAUCACUCUACAUUGCCCCAGUGUGUCUGUAUUAGAAAAUCAUCCAUUUACCCUCACAAUGUGUCCUACUGAAACCAAAGCAACAUUCGGGGUCCACCUUAAAAUAGUAGGAGACUGGACAGAACGACUUCGAGAUUUACUACUUCCUUCAUCUAGUCAAGACUCUGAGAUUCUGCCCUUCAUUCAGUCUAGAAAAUAUCCCAAGCUAUAUAUUGAUGGUCCAUUUGGAAGUCCAUUUGAGGAAUCAUUGAACUAUGAGGUUAGCCUCUGCGUGGCCGGAGGCAUUGGAGUAACUCCAUUUGCAUCAAUACUCAACACCUUGCUGGAUGACUGGAAACCUUACAAGCUUAGGAGACUGUAUUUUAUUUGGGUGUGCAGAGAUAUCCAGUCCUUCCGUUGGUUUGCAGACUUACUCUGUGUGUUGCAUAAUAAGCUUUGGCAAGAGAACAGACCUGACUAUGUCAACAUCCAGCUGUACCUCAGUCAAACAGAUGGGAUGCAGAAAAUAAUUGGAGAAAAAUAUCAAGCGCUGAAUUCAAGACUUUAUAUUGGACGUCCUCAGUGGAAACUCCUGUUUGAUGAAAUAGCAAAAUGUAACAGAGGGAAAACAGUCGGUGUGUUUUGCUGUGGACCCCGAUCAAUUUCUAAGACUCUUCGUAAACUGAGUAACCGAAACAACUCGUAUGGGACAAGAUUUGAAUACAAUAAAGAGUCUUUCAGCUGAAAA